This is a messenger RNA of Lemur catta (Ring-tailed lemur), 955 nucleotides long. RefSeq names its product glutathione S-transferase A1-like. Gene Ontology annotation, biological process: glutathione metabolic process; xenobiotic metabolic process. The coding region runs from base 128 to 799 and encodes 223 amino acids. Gene Ontology annotation, molecular function: glutathione transferase activity. The transcript is spliced from 7 exons. The record is from RefSeq and is a predicted model, not a curated record. Lineage: Eukaryota; Metazoa; Chordata; Mammalia; Primates; Lemuridae. Gene Ontology annotation, cellular component: extracellular exosome; cytosol.
GUCCGCCCAGUUCAGCAGGCAGGAGAGUCCCAGCAUUUAAGCAGCUGGCACAGGGCUCAGGAGCUGGCCUGGAGGAGCUGAGCAGAGACGCAGCCAGGACUUCAUUAGAAAGCAAGAGACUGCUAUUAUGCCGGGGAAGGUCAAGCUUCACUACUUCGAUGGACGGGGCAGAAUGGAGUCCAUCCGGUGGCUCUUGGCUGCAGCUGGAGUAGAGUUUGAAGAGAAAUAUAUAACAUCUCCAGAAGAUUUGGAUAAGUUAAGAGAUGACGGGCGUCUGAUGUUCCAGCAAGUGCCAAUGGUGGAGAUUGAUGGGAUGGAGCUGGUGCAGACGAGAGCCAUCCUCAACUACAUCGCCAGCAAGCACAACCUCUACGGGAAGGACUUAAAGGAGAGAGCCCUGAUUGACAUGUAUAUAGAAGGUGUGGCAGAUUUGAAUGAAAUGAUCAUUGUUUUCCCCGGGCAUCCACCUGAAGAGAAAGCUGCCAAGCUUGCCUUGAUCAAAGAGAAAACAACCAAUCGCUAUUUCCCUGCCUUUGAAAAAGUGUUAAAGAGCCACGGACAAGACUACCUUGUUGGCAACAGGCUGAGCCGGGCUGACAUUCACCUGGUUGAACUUAUCUACAACGUGGAAGAGCUUCACCCCGGCCUUACUAACAACUUCCCUCUGCUGAAGGCCCUGCAAACCAGAAUCAGCAACCUCCCCACUGUGAAGAAGUUUCUGCAGCCUGGCAGCCAGAGGAAGCCUCCCUUGGAUGCAAAGUGUUUAGAACUAGCCAAGAGGAUUUUCAGGCUUCCAUAAAGCAGGCAUGGAUGCGAAGCAUGUGCAAGACUAAUCUUCUAACAUUUUGCAACAGUGACAUGCUUGCCUAAUUGCUGAUUGUGACUAUUGCAGAGCUAAUAAACUUUUAAAAUUAUUAAUACAUGCUAAUCAAAUAAUAAAAGUCCUAUGAGCUGA